CGUGUCUUUGUCAAUUAACGAGUGCCGCCGCAAUUUCCGGUGUAAAAUUAGGCUGGCAAGACGUAUGGCCAUCGGUUUGAUCUCUGCCUUCACUAAAGGGAAGAAAGGCAAAGAAAUACCUUUUGAAAAAGUCUUGCUCAUGAAAGAUGGAGAUCACAUCAUAUUACACAAAACUACUGGGAGAACUAAAUGAGCAGCGUAAGCAGGACUUCUUCUGUGACUGCAGUAUUAUUGUGGAGGGAAGAAUCUUCAAAGCUCACCGGAAUGUUCUAUUUGCGAACAGUGGCUACUUCAGAGCCUUGUUAAUUCACUAUAUUCAUGACAGUGGACGUCCUAGUACUGCUUCCUUGGACAUUGUUACGUCUGAGGCCUUUUCAAUUAUUCUGGACUUCCUUUAUUCUGGGAAGUUGAACCUUUGCAGUAAGAAUGUUAUUGAAGUUAUGUCAGCUGCUAGUUACCUGCAGAUGACUGAUGUGGUCAGCUUUUGUAAGUUAUAUAUUCGAUCUUCUCUUGAUAUCUGUGUGAAAGAUGAAAAGGAUGACGACUGCAGUCAUGUGGAGAACGGAAAUAAUAUAAAUGCCUUCGGAGAGACGGUGUCUUUUUGUAGGAGUCAAUGUCCGAACCCUGUUACAUCAAUUCAUCAACAGAAAGAUUCGAGCCCUGAGAAUAAUAAAGGACUUAACUGGAAUGAAUGCAGUACUUAUCCCAUAGAUCUAGCACAAAAGGAUCAAGAUAAUCUUUCUCCAGAUAAAGUGCACCCUCCAUCAUUACCUAAGCUUCCAGAACCAAAAGUUGAAUUUGACGACGAUGAAGAAGAAUCAGUUGACAGGUUCCGACAGUUUACACCAUCUGCCACAGAGCAGGCUGAGGACAGGCUGCAGGCUGCCCCAGCAAUGGAAAUAGCUUAUGAAAAUUAUCAGAUGAAGCAAUUUCUGGAAGUAUUACUGAGGACAGGGAAUGUCCAGCGGAAAGAGGACAUCAUGCAGCACUUUUCCCGAGGGGGACGGCCGGAAGAUGGAGGGGGCAACUUCUCUAAUAUGAUGGAUGUACAGAGCGAUUGGUAUGGGGAAGAUGCAGGGAAUGGGAUAAUUGUGCCAAAAAAGAUCUACAAGUGUCCGUUUUGCACCUACACAGCGAAGCAGAAAGGAAUCCUGAAACGGCACAUGCGUUCACAUACGGGAGAGCGCCCAUAUCCAUGCGAGACCUGUGGAAAAAGAUUCACCAGACUUGAGCAUCUUCGAAGUCAUGCUUUAAGUGUGCAUCGUUCUAACAGACCAAUAGUCUGCAAAGGAUGCAGGAGAACAUUUACCAGCAACCUGCAGCAUGGUGCAAGGCGAUUUGGCCUCUGCGAUAGCUGCACGUGUGUGAUGACAACGAAUGAGGAAACGUCUCCAGUUAAUCUGAGCCAGACUGAGCAGGUUUUGGACACCCAAGAGAAGGAAGACAAAGAUGCUAACUGGCCUGUGUAUAUAGAAUCAAGUGAAGAGAAUGAGUCUGCUGGAGACAAUGUGGAUGACAAGCAGCAGAUCCAGAGAGGUUUGACAGAUGGUGAAGGAUUUAUUUAGUGCUGCACUUUACUCCAUCCUUUCUGGAUGGAUUGCAAAUUCUCCUCCCUGAACAUCACAGUGAAUACGUGCAGUUACGUACCAUUAUAUAGAGUUGGAAACUUAAAGGCCAAAGAAACUCCACCAAUACAGAUCCCUUAUUGGUUUUCAAAUGGGACAUGAACAUGAAUUGAUACUUGCCCAAGGAGUCUUAUACGAAGUUGGUGAACUGGACAGAAGAAUAUUACGGAAUGAUUGCCAAUCUGAAUGGGGAAGCUGGGAAGACUCUUUCUGGGAUAAUUUCUAAGAUGGAAAGAGCCAAAUACUUGCUGGUACAACCAAAGUAAACUCCAGAACCAAUUUCCUUUCAGUCUUUGUUGACCGUUUGUGAAUCAAUUUUUCCAAAAGAAUCUCCACACAUAUAAUUGAGCUGUGCUAAUUCUACUUUACUUGACCUUUUCUGGGCAAGUAAACAUUGGUUGACUGGUGUCAUAGACUAAUCACUUUGUUCAAGAUCAAACAGCUUGAAUUGUUCGAUGUUGAGUAAAUAAAUAUGUGGAUAACGUUUUUAUUUAAAAGCACUAAAAAUUGUGGUAUUAGUGCAUCCAAAUCUUCAGCUUUGAAUUUUACUUGGAUAUUUUCUAACUUGUACAUAGUGAACAUUGUGUUGGUGUUCCAUCGGUUGAGUAAAAAGUCUGUUCUCCCAGCCUAUUGUUUUGGGGCCAAUAGCCAGAGCCAAGGAUUUGCCCAACCCUGGGUGUGAAACUGAACUUUGUUUAACCAGGAUAUGACACAGAUGGAGGGAGGCAGGGUGGACUCCAAACAACUGAAGAAAGUUCUCCAGCUCUUGUCUAUAUAUUUAUAAUUGUAACCAUUCACAUUAUUGUCUUUUUCUGUUUGUCUUGUCUUUCUUUUUAUUGUAUGUGGAUAAAAUGUUACCUUUCUUUCCAAGAACUGCUGUAAUAAUGAGUGUUUGAUGAACCCCAUGCUUCACUUUGAAAGGUAAAAUUAAAGGGCUAGAAAAUAGUAUUUUAAAUGAACUUGGAAAGAAACUGAAACUUGUCCAAUAUAAAAUACUGUUCUGAUCUGUCAUAACUGCUUUAAACUGCAAUAAUUAUUUUUGAUUCACAUUCGACCUCUCAAAGGGAACAAGUAGAAGACCAGACUGGUUGUCUAAAAGGAAACCUCACCACUGUUGCUCUAACCGCAGACUGUAUUACUGUUUGAUAGCCCUAAAUCACUAACCUGUCACUGUUUGUAUUGUCCACAUAAUAAUGGGGCGGAAACGUUAUCCCUGUGUCUUGAUGCAUCAUUCCCUUGGUGUCAGAUGUUUGCCAUUAAUUCUGGCACCAUUUUAAAACGUAUCUUUUUAAUAAUUACUGAUUGGAUGUGAUUUUAAUGUAUGUGUGCAUGUUAUAAAGUUUGUUUCUCAGUU
This is a messenger RNA of Leucoraja erinaceus (little skate), 2979 nucleotides long. Its product is annotated as zinc finger and BTB domain-containing protein 8B-like. The coding region runs from base 147 to 1565 and encodes 472 amino acids. Lineage: Eukaryota; Metazoa; Chordata; Chondrichthyes; Rajiformes; Rajidae. Gene Ontology annotation, molecular function: protein binding; RNA polymerase II cis-regulatory region sequence-specific DNA binding; DNA-binding transcription factor activity, RNA polymerase II-specific. Gene Ontology annotation, biological process: regulation of transcription by RNA polymerase II. The record is from RefSeq and is a predicted model, not a curated record. The transcript has 4 exons.